AUGCCUGUUACAUCAACAGUUCAGACUCCAGAGUUAUUUAAAGGAACCCUUAAAGAAUACCAAAUGAAAGGCCUUCAGUGGCUAGUCAAUUGUUAUGAGCAGGGUUUGAAUGGCAUACUUGCUGAUGAAAUGGGAUUGGUGUUUGACAGCCAUGAUCAAUUUAAUGAGUGGUUCUCAAAAGGAAUCGAGAAUCAUGCGGAACACGGAGGCACUUUAAAUGAGCACCAGCUUAACAGACUGCAUGCGAUAUUGAAGCCGUUCAUGCUUCGAAGGGUAAAAAAAGAUGUAGUUUCUGAGCUAACUACAAAGACGGAAGUUACAGUUCACUGCAAGCUCAGUUCUCGUCAACAAGCUUUUUAUCAGGCUAUUAAGAACAAAAUUUCUCUGGCUGAGUUGUUUGAUAGCAACCGUGGACAAUUUAAUGAAAAGAAAGUAUUGAAUCUAAUGAAUAUUGUCAUUCAACUUAGGAAGGUUUGCAACCAUCCAGAGUUGUUUGAGAGGAAUGAAGGGACCUCGUAUCUCUACUUUGGAGUGAUUUCCAAUUCUCUUUUACCUCAUCCCUUCGGUGAGCUAGAGGAUGUACAUUAUUCUGGUGGUCAAAAUCCGAUAAUAUACAAGAUACCUAAACUACUACACCAAGAGGUGCUCCAAAAUUCUGAAACAUUUUGUUCUUCCGUCGGGCGUGGCAUAUCCAGAGAAUCAUUUCUGAAGCAUUUUAAUAUAUAUUCACCUGAGUAUAUUUUUAGGUCAAUAUUCCCAUCUGAUAAUGGGGCUGAUAUAGUGGUUAGUGGAAGUGGAGCAUUUGGCUUUUCUCGCUUGAUAGAUCUAUCACCAUCAGAAGUUGGAUAUCUUGCUCUUUGUUCUGUUGCGGAAAGGCUAUUAUUUUCUAUACUGAGAUGGGAGCGGCAAUUUUUGGAUGAAUUAGUGAACUCUCUUAUAGAAUCCAAGGAUGAUGAUCUUAGUGACGAUAACAUCGAGAGAUUCAAAACCAAAGCUGUCACAAGAAUGUUGCUGAUGCCAUCAAAAGUGGAAACUAAUUUUCAGAAAAGGAGACUAAGCACAGGGCCUACCCGUCCUUCAUUUGAAGCGCUAGUGAUCUCUCAUCAGGAUAGGCUUCUUUCAAAUAUCAAACUCCUACAUUCUACAUAUACUUAUAUCCCAAAAGCCAGAGCUCCACCGGAUUACAUGAACUAUAGAAAGUACAAAUACCUCAGGCUUGAUGGAUCGUCCACCAUUAUGGAUCGCCGAGAUAUGGUUAGGGAUUUUCAGCGUAGGAGCGAUAUUUUUGUAUUCUUGCUGAGCACCAGAGCUGGAGGACUUGGUAUCAACUUGACGGCUGCAGACACUGUCAUUUUCUAUGAAAGUGAUUGGAAUCCCACCUUGGAUUUACAAGCUAUGGACAGAGCUCAUCGUCUUGGUCAGACAAAAGAUGUUACUGUAUAUCGGCUCAUAUGCAAGGAGACGGUGGAAGAGAAAAUUCUGCACAGGGCAAGUCAGAAAAAUACAGUUCAACAGCUUGUUAUGACAGGAGGUCAUGUUCAGGGUGAUGAUGUUUUUGACCCUGCGGAUGUGGUAUCGCUGCUAAUGGAUGAUGCCGAGGCAGCAAAAAUGGAGCAGAAAUUGAGAAAUCUACCAUUACAGGUGAAGGACAGGCAGAAGAAAAAACAGUCAACUAAAUGUAUCAGAAUAGAUGCUGAAGGAGAUGCAACUUUGGAAGAGUUAGAUGAUGCUGAACGACAGGAUAACAGACAGGAACCUUUGGAAGAGCCGGAAAAGACAAAAUCCGGUAAUAAAAAGAGGAAAGCUGCUUCAACUCCGAAAUCUAGAGUUUCUCAGAAAGCAAAGGAAGAAGCAAAUGGUGAAGAUACACCUCAGAGGACACAAAGGGUAAAGAGACAAACAAAGAGCAUAAACGAGAGUCUUGAACCUGUCUUCUCUGCCUCUGUAACAGAAACAAAUAGAGGAUUUGAUCCAAGUAGCUCAGCUAACUAAUCUGAAGAUGAUUGAAGCUUUGAUAAAUAUGUUAACUUCAGGCAGGUUUUUAGCAAAUGGUUCCUAGUUUU
This is a messenger RNA of Camelina sativa (false flax), 2063 nucleotides long. Lineage: Eukaryota; Viridiplantae; Streptophyta; Magnoliopsida; Brassicales; Brassicaceae. The record is from RefSeq and is a predicted model, not a curated record.